Messenger RNA from Python bivittatus (Burmese python), 816 nucleotides. The record is from RefSeq and is a predicted model, not a curated record. Lineage: Eukaryota; Metazoa; Chordata; Lepidosauria; Squamata; Pythonidae.
CAUAUCACUGCAUCAUACACCAGGAAGCACUAUGUGGCAAAGUCCUGAAGAUGGAUAAUGUAAUGAGCACUGUAACACAAACCGUAAACUUUAUCCAAGCUAAAAGUUUAAAUCACUGGCAAUUUCAGUCCUUUAUGCGGGAGAUAGAUUCAGAGUUUGCUGACAUUCCUUAUCACACAGAGGUGCAUUGGCUAAGUCAGGGAAAAGUUCUCAACAGAGUUUUUGAGCUCAGCAACGAAAUCUGUCAGUUCACGGACAGUAAAGGAAAAGACUCCACUAAUUUUAGGGAUGAAAAGUGGAAAUGCGAGUUGGCAUUUCUGGUUGACAUAACAGCUCAUCUCAACGCCUUAAACCUCCAGCUCCAGGGAUGUGACCGCAUGAUCACUGACAUGUAUGACGCAGUGAAGGCAUUUCAAAUGAAGCUGCUUUUAUGGGAGACACAAAUGCACCAGUGCAACUUGCCCCACUUUCCCUGUUGCCAUGUAAUGUUGAACCAAGUCGGCACAACGGUGUUCCCAAAUACUCACUUUGCUGAUAAACUGAGCGCACUGCGCACUGAGUUCGCACGGCGUUUUGGUGACUUUGAAGAACAAAAAAAGAAUUUUGAGUUGCUUCGCAACCCAUUUGCCAUCAAUGUGGAAACCGCACCUGUGCAGAUUCAGAUGGAGCUGAUUGAGCUACAGUGUAAUGGUACACUGAAGGCAAAGUACAACACUGCAUGGCCCACACAGUUUAUUCACUCUAUUCCCGCAGAAAUGCCCCAGCUCCAUCUACAUGCGGCUCGAACCUUGUGCAUGUUUGGUAGCACAUAUCUGU